Arctia plantaginis is the source of this 1488-nucleotide messenger RNA. The record is from the annotation of a GenBank genome assembly. Lineage: Eukaryota; Metazoa; Arthropoda; Insecta; Lepidoptera; Erebidae.
AUGUAUUGGACAUGGGAGUUAAAAGCAGCAAUAAUAUUUUUAAUAAUACAAACAUGCAAAACAGCAAAACCUGAGAAUACAGGACCAGCAGUUUUUGAGGUCAUCAAUGAACAAGCAAGAACAGACGACAAAAAAGUACUCCCAUAUGAGAACCCACUAGCAGGGAAUUCACGGCAAAAUGCGAAGUUACACGCCCAACACCAACAAGCAAUGUUUAACGCAGAAAGAGUGAGGCAACAUCGAGCUCAACUACUCAGAUGGAACAACCAGCAUCCUAAACAACAGGCAGACAGCUACAUGAAAGCCUAUCAAGAGUCACAAGAAAACCAUCACUUGACUUUGGAAAGGAUGGAAUCCAAUUCGAAAGAAAAAAAAGCCAGAGGAAGAUCAGAGCAAACAAAAACUCUGAAAGACAACGCACAGCUCGAACCUUCCAAAGUCACCAGAUCCGACGCAGUCAACAAAAAUAGAAAUCACAGAUCAUUUGGAUCAAUACACACCAGCCAUCAUAAUAAAUAUAAAAUCCACACUUAUCCUGGACCUACGUAUGACCAAGGAGUUAAUAUCAAAACAAAUGGAAAUUUAGGAUUACACAACUAUGCAAAAGAGCAUACGACUUUAUAUACAGAAGCUAUACCGAGUAAAUCUCAUUACAUUUAUCCAAAACUUUAUAGCCAAGCGUAUGCAUACCAAACCGCAAAUGACAUUAGCAGUUUAAGCUCUCUACUUAGUCAGUCACCACAAGAACAAUUAACUCAGCUGAAUACUUUAAUCAAUUCGCCAAAAGAAACAGAAUCAGACCCACUCAAUACAAACCAUGAUUUAUACUUCUACCUUAAAGAUCCGCAGUUGUCAAACGAAGCAUCAUCAUUGUCGUCUGUGGGAUCUAAUUCUGGAGGGCAUGUUAUUGAAAAAGAUUUCACGCCGAUUACUGAAGAGAUUGAUGAUAUAGAAGAUAAUAGGGACCCUAGAAUAAAAUUUAUUCAACUAGCACCUACACCUACAGCUUUAAGUCAAGAGGGCGACGGUGAAGUUACGACACAAAGUAAUUAUUAUAAAAUAGAAGGCGAACAAUCUGUAAAAAAUGAUGUGUCUGAGAGCACACAAUAUGUUUCUCAAGAUGAACCAAACUACGAAGAGUUAAAACGUGAAACUCUCUUGCAUUUUUACCUAAAUGAGCCAAGUACGAAAGGAGUUAAAUAUCUAAAAUCGCAACCGACCGGUGUACAGCAUUUAACACAUGAUGGAACUGGAGUUUCAGCGUAUGGUGAUGACGAUAUACAUUACGCUGCGAACUACGAAUUUGGUUAUCGGGUCCGCGAUUCUGAAUCCGGUAAUGACUACGGUCACAGGGAAGCAAAAUCUGGCGACAAAACACGAGGGCAGUACCAUGUUCUUCUACCUGAUGGCAGGAUGCAGCAAGUGAAAUAUUCAGCUGGCCCCGAAGGUUUCCACGCAGACAUUUCGUACGACCAUCUACAGGCCUGA